AUGCGCAGCUAUGACGCCCCCAAUCCUCAACUACCAUUUUUCUACAAGCAACAUGUCGCCAUCGGAGCCCGACCCCCCAAUGGGCUCGGGCACGCAGGUAAUCAAGCUUUGGAGGAUAGAAUUUAUGAGAUUACUCCCGCGAUGGAUGCCUGCCUCUCGGUCCUUUCUAGCUCCACUAGGCUAGCAUUUGUCUGUACAUUCUCGGGUCUAUCUUGUAGCUCUAGAAUUUACAUGUCCUGCUCUAGAUAG
This is a messenger RNA of Protopolystoma xenopodis, 249 nucleotides long. The record is from the annotation of a GenBank genome assembly. Lineage: Eukaryota; Metazoa; Platyhelminthes; Monogenea; Polystomatidea; Polystomatidae.